UAGUGUUAUAUUUCACUAUAUAUUGAUAAUUAGGAGUUGGAAUUCAGACUUUUUGAUGAAUUAAAAAACGAGAAAAAGAAACGCAGGUUGUUUUGCAGCCCUCAGACUGAAGAAAGUAUCCUGGCUUUCCCUCACAUUGUUGCUUGACUACUGUGCUUUAUGUGUGUGUGUGUGUGUGUGUGUGUGUGUCUGUGUGGGAUUAUAACCCACAGCUGGCCUCUCUGAUUACGAACACCCCGGUCAGCCCGGAUUAGACUCACACACAUAUUACAACAUAAAAGGGAUGAAGACUCCUCUGGGCCCCUCUCAGCUCCUGGGGCCGGGGCAAAUAUUUGCCUUUGGGGGAAUGUGUCAAGAGCUGAUGGAGCCCCCGACACCUCCACCCCUCGGUGCCACUGCCCAGCAGACUCCAUCCCCAGGUCAAGGCGGGGCCUACUCACUGUGUGAGGUGUGCAACUUGCAGCUGGCUUCUCCUGCUCAGGCCCAGCUGCACUACAAUGGCAGGUCUCACCUCCGGAGAGUGAGACAGCUCCAGGCCAGAGAGACAGGACAACAGGCAGCAGCCGGGGUUCCCUUCAGGUCUCUUCCCCAGAACACAGGCCUCAGCUCGCAGCCAACAGGACUAACUCCGGCCUCAGGCCUCAGUCCAGGCCUCCGCGUUCCACCCACAGCAACUGCAGGGGGGGGGUGCGGUGCAGUGGGCGGGGCUUUGCCCGGGCUGGUUGGCUCCCCUGGUCCCUCGGUGAUGAUGAAACCAUACCUGCCGUUCCCCGUCGAGACGUCGUCACCAGUUGGUAUUUUUCCAAACUUCAACACGAUGGACCCGGUGCAAAAGGCCGUCAUCAACCACACGUUUGGCGUUAGUUUGGUACCCAAGAAGAAACAGGUCAUCUCCUGCAACGUCUGCCAGCUGAGGUUUAACUCUGAUUCUCAGGCAGAGGCCCAUUACAGAGGCAGUCGUCACGCCAAGAAACUCAAGUCUCAGGAGAAAAAGACCAAGGCAAAGCUGUCAAUCACUGGAGGGACCAACGGGAGCAUCACAAGUCCUGUUUGUCCCGCCCCUCCUGUCUCGUCUAACAGCAGCACCAAUCAGCUCACAGAUCUCUCAUCUUGCUUUACUGACUCCUUUCCUCUCAAACCCUUCCUCCUCCCCUGCUCCUCCUCGCCUCCCUCCUCCGCCUCCCCCUCCUCGAGCAGACCAGGGAGCGAGCCUCCUCCCUCCAGUCCCCCUACCGCUCUGUCUGCCACGGGCCUCCUCUCCACCUCUUCCUCCUCUCCCUCUUCUUCCAAAGCCUCUCAAACCCACCCUCCUUCAGCUCCCGUCACCUCCUCUUCGUCGGCACGUUCUCCCCCUUCCCACGCCUCCUGCAAAGAUGCUGCAGUGGAAUCGGAGGAGGAGAAAGCAAAGAAGCUGUUGUACUGCUCUCUGUGCAAAGUCGCUGUCAACUCUCUGUCUCAGCUGGAGGCUCACAAUGCAGGUUCAAAGCACAAGACGAUGCUGGAGGCUCGGAGUGGCGCCGGGCCAAUCAAGGCCUUCCCUCGAGCCGGAGCCAAGCUGAAGAGCGUCAGCGGGACUCCACUGAAAGGCUCCGGCCUGCAGAACAAAACCUUCCAUUGCCAGAUCUGUGAUGUCCACGUCAACUCCGAGAUCCAACUCAAACAGCACAUCUCCAGCAGGAGGCACAAAGACAGAGUGGCAGGAAAACCCAGCAAACCCAAAUACAGUCCUUACAACAAACAGCAGCGCAGCUGCCUCACUGAGUUGGUCAAGCCCUCUCUCUCUCCGUCCUUCCUCUCUAGUCCCUUUGCUCCUCCGCCCUCCUCCCUAACUCCCGCCCCUCUCUCAUCCUCCCCCCUCCUCACUCGUACCUCCUCCCCGCUCCCCUCAACCAUCUCUCUCCAUCCAACCUCGUCGUCCCUCUUCACCGCCGCCUUCAUGCGUCCGGCUCCUGGACCGAUCCGAGCGAGCCAAGGAUCGAUCGUCUUCACGCCGUACUGAUGCCGGGGUCUGCGAUGGGGAGUCGAACCUGACGUCACUGUUGGAGAGACAUCCGCCCUGCAAUCAAGUCUGCAGGGAUUACGACCUGCAACCUCCUCCCCUGGCUGGAACUUCAAAAGAAGUUUUGAGGGAACAGAAGUUUCCCCUCUCCAAAUCUCCUUCUCGGAUGUGAAAUGUUGCAUCUCAUCCCACACAGUGAUUUCACCCAAACCACAACAGAGCAGUGGCUGGAAGUUCCCCUCACAUCGUUCAUGGAUACAUCUUUCUUUGAUGUUAACUAACAAGAAACCCAAAGUACCUCAUCGUGUUUGACAAAUUACUCUCUAUAUGUUUGUAGAUUGAGAUCAAACAACAUAAUUAGUUUUUGUGAUGAACCAGAAUGUACUAGAAGAAUCUAAGGGAUAUCUUAACAAUCCCCAAAACCAGCUCUUGGAUAAAAAUACCAGACGCAAAGAAGAAGACAAAGACGAGGAAGAGUGGACUUGUUUCAGGUCUGUUCGGGUCGAGCCCUCAACAAAGCUCCUCUGACCACAGACGCUUUAAUGAGCUAACCGUGAACACAGAGUACUGCGGAUGUACAGUACGAGACAGUACGAUUAUGGACAACAGACAACGUAGUGCAGGAAUAAGAUAACAUAAUAAAACAUAUGCUAUGGGUUAGUAAGUUAAGCAAUAAAGAUCAAAUUAAAAAUAAAAAUAAAGAUAAAGUGCACCAGCUAACAGAAAGUGACAAAGUGUAUGUACAUGUAGACGGUGAGAGUCAGUCAGGGGGGCCCGGGCUCUGUUGGUGAGCCCGACUGCCGAAGGGAAGAAACUGUUAGUGUGGCGGGACGUCUUAGUCCUGAUGGACCUCAGCCUCCUGCCGGAUGGAAGGGGCACAAACAGGUUCUGUCCGGGGUGGGAGGGGUCGGCUACAAUCUUUCUGGCCCGCUUCAAGGUCCUGGAAGCAAACAAGUCCUGGGGAGACGGCAGAUUGCAGCCAAUCACCUUCUCUGCAGAGCGGAUGACACGCUGCAGCCUGCCCUUGUCCUUGGCAGUGGCUGCAGCGUACCACACGGUGAUGGAGGUGCAGAGGAUGGACUCCAUGAUGGCCGUGUAGAAGUGCACCAUCAUCGUCUGAGGCAGGUUGAAUUUCUUCAGCUGCCUCAGGAAGAACAUCCUCUGCUGAGCCUUCUUGGUGAUGGAGCUGAUGUUCAGCUCCCACUUGAGGUCCUGGGUGAUGAUGGAGCCCAGGAAACGGAAGGAGUCCACAGUGGUGCUGGGGGAGUCACACAAGGUGAGGGGGGAAGGUGGGGCUGCGUACUUCCUGAAGUCCACAACCAUCUCCACUGUCUUCAGGGCGUUGAGCUCCAGGUUGUUCUGGCUGCACCACGUCACCAGGUGGUCAGACUCCCACCUGUAGGCGGACUCGUCCCCACCAGAGAUCAGUCCAAUGAGGGUGGUGUCAUCCGCAAACUUCAGGAGCUUGACGGACUGGUGACUGGAGGUGCAGCUGUUGGUGCACAGGGAGAAGAGCAGAGGGGAAAGAACGCAGCCUCGGUGCUGAUGGACCGAGAGCCAGAGACGUGUUUCCCCAGCUUCACGUGCUGCUUCCUGUCGGACAGGAAGUCAGUGAUCCACUUGCAGGUGGAGUCGGGCACGUGCAGCUGAGAGAGUUUGUCCUGCAGCAGAGACACGAUGAUGGUGUUGAAGGCAGAGCUGAAGUCCACAAACAGGAUCCUGGCGUAGGUUCCUGGGGAGUCCAGAUGCUGGAGGAUGAAGUGGAGGGCCAUGUUGACCGCAUCGUCUACAGACCUGUUGGCUCUGUAGGCGAACUGCAGGGGGUCCAGGAGGGGGUCGGUGACACUGGCCACUGUCGGCCCGGCACUGAUGUUCAACUAAACUGGGAGGUCGAAAAGGAGAAACCACCUUUGAGCAUCUUGUGACGACAUCACACCAGGGCCGAAGGCAAAUCGGUCCGGGGGGGAGUCACCCGGGACGCCAGGUGUCCUCAACAGCUCCUACAAAUGAACUAAAGGAAAAGGAACUGUCGACUAAAAAUCCAGACAAAAAUCCUCUUUCCAUUCCCCCAAACCACUAAACGAUAAACAUUGAAAGAAAGCCGGAUAAGGAUUGUUGUUUUCUGCCUCCGCACAGCUCAACUUUACUGCAUGUCAACCAGAGUUUGAAAUGAAGUGCGCACGUACACCUCCUCCUUAUCACCCACGUGCACACUCCUGCCUCUACCUUCCGCCCUCUGCUGUUCUGUCUGGACCGGCUGCUUCCUGGUUUUACAGUGAGAGAGCCUUUUUGGUCCUGAUGAGCUUCGGGUCCGUCUGGGCUCCAGUCCUCCUCCUCCUGCUCUUCUGUCUGAACUUGGGGAACUUCUUAGGACGUUUAACACAUUACUGGACCAUUUUCCAUCCAUCCACAACCAAGAACCGCUUUUCUUAAUUCACUCCCCCUGAAGAAAAAUAAGAUAAUAUAAUGAGGAGUUACUUUACAGUGUGUAAUGUUGUAAAUAUUAACCCGAAAGCUUUGUCACCACUUUCAAACAACGCAGUGAUGUUUCCGUCCAUCGAGCACGUUGGUCCAGAGACAUUUGGUCUCAUUACCUUUCCUCUAGUGCUCCCCUCUGGACACACACCAUUCAUUCAUUUUAAAAUGACCAGGUGGUUGUUUAAAGGUCGUAAAGCAGCUUCCCACAACCAGGAGAAACCAUUGAAAACCUGACGAGGUGUAAAAACUCCUCCUUGUUAAGAUGCAACAGGACUUUUUUGGGGGGGGUGGGGGGUCCACUGCAGUUUGAAGGCUCUACUCUGAUUGGCUGGUCAUUUUUUUCUGUGCCUGCGAUUCAGAAAAUUCAAAAGCGAAUGAGAAAAUUGAUGAGGGUUGAAAGGGUUUCAAUGGAAUUGGUGGGAGAAGACGUUAAAGGAGAAGUUAUGCUAUGGUAUCUAUGCAGUCGAUAUGAACAGGAGGAACACCUAGCGACCAUUUAUAUUGAUACAAUAUAAACACACUAGACAAGAAACUGGCUCAAAAAGUUGUGAAUGAUACAAUCCUAAAACGGUGAUUGAGGGGCGAUUACUUUCUAUGGUUUCAAAUGGUUGAUGUUUUCCUGUCUGUCUUCCUGUCCCCUCCUGAAGAACUUGAAGAAACUGAGUCUUCCAAUAGAGAACAAACAGGUUAAAGGACAAUAUGUGUGUUUGUCUGUUUUGGUUUAUUUAUGCAGUUUAUUUUGCUCAUGAAUCUCAUCAUUAUCCAAACUAUGAAAAGGAGACAAAGUUAAAAAUCAAAUGAACUCAACUAAACCUCCUCCUCUGUCCGAUGAUGUCAUAAUGAUGCAAUAAUGGGGAUGAAAUAUUGGACUGAAACAAAUAGGUGUGCAACGUUUGAUUUGUUUCCUCGUUGACAUGAUAUAAAAUCUUAAUUUUUGUUUAAACUGUCAAAAUACUUUUGCUGAAAAACCGACAACGUUUGAAUGUCUGUGUGUGUGUGUGUGUGUGUGUGUGUGUGUGUGUGUGUGUGUGUGAGAGAGCGUGUGGUCUUGUAGGGACACAGGCCCAUUGUUGGUGACAAAAUCUAUAUAUUAGACUUAAACAAAGACUUGUUCAAAGUCUGCUUUAGGUUUAGGUAUAUAGGUUGAGUUUAAGGUUUAGGUAGCAGUUUUGGUUAAGUUAAGUGAACGGGAAAUGAAUGCAAGUCAAUGAAAUAUCCCCAAAAGUCAUGGGAAAGCCGUGUGUGUGUGUGUGUGUGUGUGUGUGUAUUCUGAUGAUUAACCGCAGAGGGUGUGUUAAAAGAGAACGCGGCCCUGACUGCUACAGACAGGACUCACUUGUUUUAACACACCUGUAACAUGGUUUAGUUGGAAGGUUUUUUGCUGGAGUGGUAAGUAAAUCUUUCAAAACUGAACACCCAGUUUUCUUUUGACACAUUUGACCUACUUUAAAAAUAAUCAUAUCAAUACAGUUCAGACUUUGCAGACUUUUUGUUUAUCUAUUUCCCCCCCACAAUGAAACGGGAAUUCAUACAUUAAAUUCAACCCAUUUUCACCUUUAAGCCUUUUAUAAAUUAUAGAAUUGUAUUAAGCUCAGAUCGGCAUCUUUCAUCCUACUCAUCGAUGCAAAAACGUGGGACACCUCCUGCUCCAGAGAACCUCUUUCCACUUCUUAUGUACAGUAUUUAUUCUCAGAGCUGUUUUUAUUAUUUAAAUACAAAUAUGCAAUGCAAACUUGUUAAGCUUAUGUAAUCUCCUCACCAUACUGUUCUGUUUUAUUUGUUUUCUUUAAAAAUGCUAAACAGACAUUAGUCCUGUAUUCUUUAAAAAAAAAUAAAGCUAUUUGCUGAUUUGAAUUAA
Messenger RNA from Pungitius pungitius (ninespine stickleback), 6335 nucleotides. It is a transcript of the gene znf385b, whose product is annotated as zinc finger protein 385B. Gene Ontology annotation, molecular function: nucleic acid binding; zinc ion binding. NCBI's taxonomy places the organism in Eukaryota, Metazoa, Chordata, Actinopteri, Perciformes, Gasterosteidae. The transcript is spliced from 11 exons. Bases 284 to 1999 code for a protein of 571 amino acids. The record is from RefSeq and is a predicted model, not a curated record. Gene Ontology annotation, cellular component: nucleus.